AUGAAUGAGCCCACUGUCCAGCCUACAAGUCAGACACCGAACCGAAAUAACUGCUAUAUCCCGUUCCAGGCGCUGGGGCUGCUAACUCCAACUCCGUGUUCUGAGGAGAACUGGACUGCGCGCCCCAGCCGGCAGUAUGACAUAAAGAAAAAGGGUGGGGAGGAGGAAGAAGGGGCAGAGCCAAAGGAAUCCGCUCCCUCCACAAACCAGUCCCCGCCUCCAGACAGGAUCUCGGAGGCGGCCGGCGACUGCUCGAAACGAGCACCACGUCACGGCAUCCCGGCGCGUCCCCGCCAGCGGACCCCACAGCGGGGCCGCAACGCGUCGGAAACCCGGGCAGUAGUUGCCGAAGCCCACUCGGGGAACCGGGAUCUCGUAGGAUCCUUUCCCACUCAAAUGUCAAAGAGGCAAGCCCGCCCCGCCCCCUCUCCAAACACGCACUCUCGCAGCACCACAACAAGAGCAGCCCGCCCAGGCUCCUCACCCCGGCCUCACGGCGCCGGUCCCAAUGUCAAGCCCACGACCCAAGCCCCUCGAGGCCAGCAGCUGUUGUCAGGGGUCCCGGCUGGCAACCGCGCCUCACUCCCUCCCCAGCGGAGAGGACAACGAAGAGAAUGUAGGCGAGCGGACAGCCAGCCAAACGACCUGAACUCACCAGGAGUCUCCCAGAGCUGGACCCCCGGAGUCCCAGCACCAGGCCUGUCAGAGUCCCCCUGAGUCCACCUCGGGGAGCCCCACGAUCCCGUUAGGAAACAACGGAGGAUGGGGCUGAGAGCCCCAAGCCGGGCUCCGAAUGCUUGGCCCGGCGCUCCUCUAGCCUGGCUGGCCUGCCAGCAUUUCCCAGGACCCUGCCUGAGAGUCACCCACCUGCCCGGCCUUUCGGGGCUCAUCUAAAAGGCUCCUCCGCCAAGACUAGGGGACACCAGGAAUUGGGUUUGUUUGCGGUGCCUCUGAAGGGGCAAGAUGGCGACAGGUAACAAGGCGCAGGCGCAGCCGCGCGCGGCCAGUCGGGAGGUGUAGUUCGCCUUUCCCGCCUUUCGAAGAACAAACGCCAAAAGGCCUCCAUUCAUCUUGUCCUUCUUUUCCUCCGCGUUAUGAAAGAAAAGGACAGCCAUCACGGAGGGUACUGGGAGUUGUGGUCCUAAUCCAAGCUCCAACCUCUUUCGCUGUGGGUUUGCUAUCGUGCGCGCAAGGAAGGCCGGGAUUGUAGUUCUCCUUGCUUCGCCUGCAUACCCUCCUGUCUCUGGCUUCGCGCGCCUCUCCUGGGCUGCCGUCUCCCAACCAAUCGGCUGCGCUCUCUGCUACGUGCGGCGUCACACAUAGUGGCUAAGAUGGCGCCGGCGGUUGGAGCGGUGGCUUUGCUGCGACCUUUACUCUAGCGAGGUUAGGGACGAUGGGAGAGCAGCUUUGUUCCUGAAGUGCCGUCGAGGAUUAGGAUCGAGUUUCUUCGAUCCUGAGGGCAACUAUUAGCGGCGUCUAGCCCCCCAGACGGCAUCUCGAGAGAGAGAAUCCACCCUGCGAGAAUUGAUAAAGAGGUCAUCGCAGGUGUCUGUAGCCGAUUUGCGGGUUACGGAGUUGCAAGUAGAGAAGGGGAAAUCCGAGCGUUCUCGACCUGGGUUUCCUCCACGUGCGAAGUGGGAAUGGUAGUGAUAUCUUGUGCCAUUUGUCAAGGGCAAGAAGGAGAAGGAAUUUAUUUGAGGCCCUACGACGUGGUAGGUUCACCCUCAGCCUUUGUUCUUACUUCAUCUUAUUUGUAGAGAAGGUCUUGUCGCCCCUAUUUUUCAGGUGAGAAAGGGGCCCAAUAUAUAGUUAUUUGAGGCCAUAAAAUCGAAGCCAGUGCCUGGUAUUGAAGAUUCAGUGAAAUCCCUCAAAAAUUUAAAAUUUUGUACUUUGGAUAACGUCGGAUCCGGUAGAAAAGCUCAUCAGAAAGAGUUAUUAAUAUGCAUUUUACAGUUUCCAAACAUAGUUUCCUUCUUGAAAAAUUGGGUUAAUACUACCCUGUAGGGAUCUUGUGAUGCACCACAUAAACGUUCUAAGUUGUGAACCACUAUACAAGCAUAUGAGACUGUUCAUGUUCUGGAAUGGAACUGUGGGUUAGGAAGAGAAGGUAAAUAACAGCAUUUAAGUUUCCUACUACUGUUUGCCCAUUAGCUAAAAAUACUCUCCGAGGUCCAGGAAGAUCACUGUUGUUGAAACCCAAGCCUACACCUUCAGAAAAUCAGAAAGUGGAACAUACUAAUUACCAGGCCCUCCUUCUGUUGUCACCCUGAUCUUCCAAUGCAUCCAGUUGCUUAAGAACUCUUGGGAAGAUAGUAAUGAAAUCUUCAUGGAGCCUCCAAGGUGGCUCACUCACAUCGGUUGGAAAGUCAGCAAGGAAAGAGGCCUCAGUUUUUCACUAUGUAGACCUCCCUAUAAGGCUGCAUGAGCAUCUUUGGGACAUAGUAGUAGCUGGCUUGCCCUAGAGCAAGUGAUUCAAAAGAGUGUUACAGAAGUUAUAAUGUAAUAUGUAUACACAGAGAUAUUUAGAUAUGAAAUUGCUGGGUCCGUUCCACAGAGCCAGGCGGAGCAAUGAGCAGUGGAUGGAAGGAGUAUUCAGACAGAGGCAUACAGUGUAAGAGCAGCUAGGGGGCUGCCGGCACUAAUGGCUACAUGUCCUUGCACCUACUUCUCUGUAAGAGAACAGCUGCCUUCAGCUUAUUCUCACCCGAAGCUUUGCAAAAACUUCCAACCUUUGAAGAAGGUUUGCGUCCUUUGCCUGUAAUUUCUCCCACUACUCUGACUGAUCUCCUAUAUAAAAUCAGAUUUUAUAUAUGUUUGUAUAAAUGUAUAUAAAACACUCUGAAGGUGAAUUUGUACAAAGCAGUAAAGCUAGAACAACUGCUGGGAAUAAGUUGAAGUAAUACCAGGUAGCAUUUGUUGAAGACCCAUUAUGAAAAGAACACCUUGCUUAUUUAAAUCUUACAACGUUCCUAUGACUUGGUAAUUAUUGUUCCAUUUUACAUUUGAGGAAACCAAGUCCUGGAGAAAAAUCAUUUGUCCAAAUUCAAAUAUCCUGCUCAUAGAAGUUCAGGAGUCCAAAGGCCUAUCUUUUUUUUUUUUAAUGUUUUGUUCCUUUUAAUCUAAAAUUGUAGUGUUUCCGUUAAUAUCAUUUUCUUAACAUUUGUGUAGGUUUUUAAUAAACCUUAUUUGGGUUUAUGUACUCCAUUUGACAAAAGCCUCACCGACAAACUUUGUCAAGGUCAGUCUUUAUCUAUCUUGGUCUCCCUGUGAGGCUGCUGUGGAACAAUAAACUUAAUAUACAUAGAAAUUUCAUUCUUUUUCAAAAAACAUCUUCAAGGCAUAUUCUAAGAUCUUUAGAAGGACUUUUGUGUGUUUGAAGCACCACCAUAAAUGUGAAGUCUUUAUAGA
Messenger RNA from Callithrix jacchus (white-tufted-ear marmoset), 3408 nucleotides. Lineage: Eukaryota; Metazoa; Chordata; Mammalia; Primates; Cebidae. The record is from RefSeq and is a predicted model, not a curated record.